AUGGGUGCAGCUCCAGCGUUCUACAAACCCGAAGGGGAAGUUUUUUACAAUGACGGAAGAGAAGAUGCAUUACUAAAGUUCAUCACCACUCACCCCCAGCAAGCCGAGAUCAAAGGCUCGCCCGAGGCCGUGCUCGCCGCGAUCGACGACUUCGGGCACUCGCAAGACUUUCUCAUGACUGUAGGCGAGUACAAGGGGAAGAUUGUCAGCGACCUUAUCGCGAAGGAAAAGCCGCAGACUGUGCUGGAGGUCGGUGGGUAUGUCGGGUACUCUGCGAUCAUGUUCGGGGACGCGCUCCGCAAAGCCGGGGGCCAGAAAUACGUUAGCCUGGAGAUGAACGCCAAGUUUGCGGCCAUUGCCAGGGCGCUGGUGGACGUUGCCGGGUUGAGUGGAUUCGUGGAGAUCGUGGAGGGACCAUCUCGCGAGUCUCUUCGGAAGAUUGCCGCGAACAGCAAGGGGUCCAAGGCGUGGGAUAUGAUCUUCUUGGACCAUUCGAAGAUUUCGUACCUGAAUGAUCUGAAGCUUUGUGAGGAAUUGGGUAUUGUGGCCCCGGGGUCUAUUGUUGUGGCAGACGACAUGUAUGUCCCGGGCAACCCGCAGUACUCUGAAUAUGUGAGGGCGCCAGUGCAGUCCAAGGUCGAAGCGAGGAAGCCAUUUGUCGGCUGCGUGAGCGAUGGUGGAUUGUCGUUGGGCAACCCGUAUCUUGUCUAUGAGUCUACGAUCUUCGAGGGACUCCAGCCGAGUGGAUUACCAGAUGCAGUGGAAGUGUCGUACUGCGUGGACGCUGUUGGUUCUGACUAG
Molecule: messenger RNA, 801 nt
Organism: Aspergillus viridinutans
Lineage: Eukaryota; Fungi; Ascomycota; Eurotiomycetes; Eurotiales; Aspergillaceae
Product: O-methyltransferase
Exons: 3
Coding region: 1-801 (266 amino acids)
Molecular function (GO): O-methyltransferase activity
Source: RefSeq, a predicted model, not a curated record